CCCUUUAAGCGUUGCCAGGGCGACAGUGUGUGUUGUGUUCCGUGGCUUCCGCCUGCUUAGCGCAUGCGCACGGAAGAGUCGUCCGUCCGAGGCGUUUAGCGAGUCAAACAUUUCGUGACUGUCAUUCAUGAUGGCGCAUUACAGAGCUCCCGAGUCGAAGCGAGAGCAGUUCAGGAGAUAUUUGGAGAAGGCCGGAGUCCUCGACAGUCUCACCAAUGUCUUGGUGGCUCUGUACGAGGAAACAGAGAAACCCAACAAUGCCUUGGACUUUAUCAAGCAUCAAUUGGGAGUCGCUGGACCGGAGGAAGAUGAUUCUGAAAGUCUGCGCCUGGAACUGAACAAUUUACAGAAGAAAUAUGAACAGCUCGUGGCAGAAAACAAGGAGCUGAGAAACAGGCUGCUGCAGUACGAGCCGGCGCAGGAAGAAGGAACAGAAUAAAACCUCUUGUUGCCAUUUUGAGAUAUAUUUCUUUACUUUAGCAGAAAAUAUUAUUUGUUCCUUAGUGUUUGUUUUUUGUAAUACGAUGUCUAAGAAGUUACACUUUAUGUUCAGCAAAUUUGUGCCUGAUAUUUAAUAAAAGCAUUUUUUGCUCUGUACUUGAUUUGUGGAUAUUGCUGUAAUAUUAGUCAAGAUUUAUAAAACUACAACAUACAAUUUAUGUUUAACUUACAACAUUACAGUUAUACACUUAAAGAACAUGUAAACUUUGGGGCUUUUUUUAUUAAAAACAAUACAUCAGAACAUU
Megalobrama amblycephala (Wuchang bream) is the source of this 746-nucleotide messenger RNA. Its product is annotated as MYC binding protein. The transcript has 5 exons. Gene Ontology annotation, biological process: regulation of DNA-templated transcription. NCBI's taxonomy places the organism in Eukaryota, Metazoa, Chordata, Actinopteri, Cypriniformes, Xenocyprididae. Gene Ontology annotation, molecular function: transcription coactivator activity. Gene Ontology annotation, cellular component: nucleus. Bases 128 to 439 code for a protein of 103 amino acids. The record is from RefSeq and is a predicted model, not a curated record.